Molecule: messenger RNA, 810 nt
Organism: Beta vulgaris subsp. vulgaris (sugar beet)
Lineage: Eukaryota; Viridiplantae; Streptophyta; Magnoliopsida; Caryophyllales; Amaranthaceae
Product: nuclear transcription factor Y subunit B-9
Exons: 1
Coding region: 1-789 (262 amino acids)
Biological process (GO): regulation of transcription by RNA polymerase II
Cellular component (GO): CCAAT-binding factor complex
Molecular function (GO): RNA polymerase II cis-regulatory region sequence-specific DNA binding; protein heterodimerization activity; DNA-binding transcription activator activity, RNA polymerase II-specific
Source: RefSeq, a predicted model, not a curated record
AUGCCGUUGGUGGGUGAUGCUAAUGGACUCAACAGGACAACCAACAACAUUCAAGGCUCAAUGCCAAACCCUUCUCAAAUCCAGGAUAACAUUGGCAACAAGGCCCCUACUUUACGCACCAAUCAUUCAACCCCAAUCCUUCGCUCCAAGUCCUCGUUAGCCCCAUUUCGCGAACAUGAGCUCUACAUGCCCAUAGCAAAUGUGGUCCGGAUCAUGAGGCGGGCCCUACCCCCACACGCAAAGGUGGCGGACGAGGCCAAGGAGAUGCUACAGGAAUGUGUCUCUGAGUUCAUUAGCUUCAUCACCAGUGAAGCUAAUGAGACUUGUCAACUCGAGCAUCGCAAGACCAUAACAGCUGAAGAUCUUAUAGGGGCAAUGUCCAGGCUCGGGUUUGAUCACUAUGUUCAGCCACUUUCGAUAUAUCUCCAAAAAUACCGUGAGAGCGAGAUGCUUCCCCUGAUCCCUAGGCGUGGUGUCGGGAACAUAGGCACUGAGGCUACUUUAGUUACUCCUACAACUAAUGUUUUGCCUCCUUUUGCUGUGGUUCAUCCUCAAUUUGCUAUGUUUAGUACUUCUGCCAAUAAUGGUGGGAACUACCAUGAUGGAUCAGGCACAAGUUCUGGCCCAAUUAGUAUGAGUCACCUGUACACUGCUACUGCCAGUGAAGGUAGUGGUCCAAGUUUGGCUCUCGGAAUCGGUGGUGAUCCAAGUAGCAGUGACAGUUUAGGUCCAUCUGGAUCUCCUCAGGCUGGGCUGGACUUCUAUAAUCCAUAUGGUCAUUACAAGUAAAAACUGUUGGAUGGUGGAGAA